AUGAUUCAAUUUGUAUGGAGAACACGAUCAUCAUCAUCAUCAUCAUCAUCAUUGUUAAGUCACAAGUAUAAACGCAUGCACACAACAACCACUGCAACGAUAGAAUGGACCAAAAACGCCAACCUAAGAAGCAUGUUCGGUAAAUACGUCGACAAAACUAGCGUCUUUAGUUGGAACUCAGUCAUCGCCGAUUUCGCUCGAACCGGCGACUCUUUACAAGCUCUCUACGCCUUCUCUUCACUGCGCAAACUCUCUCUUCACCCAAAUCGUUCUUCUUUCCCUUGCACCAUCAAAUCAUGUUCCUCCUUGUCCGACCUCCGCGCCGGGAAACAGACCCACCAACAAGCUUUUGUCUUUGGAUACACCUCUGAUAUCUUUGUUGCAUCUGCUCUCAUUGACAUGUAUUCUAAAUGUGGUCAUUUGAAUGAUGCCCGGAAACUGUUCGACGAAACUCCUAACAGAAAUGUUGUUUCUUGGACUUCCAUGAUUACUGGGUAUGUUCAAAAUGAGUAUGCUCGUGAAGCCGUUUGUUUGUUUAAAGAGUUAUUGUUGGUUGAGGAGAGUGAUUAUGAAGAGGGUGUUAGUGUGGAUUCUGUUCUUUUGGGUUGUGUUAUUUCGGCUUGUGCUCGGGUGUGUUUGAAAAGUUUGACUGAAUGUGUUCAUGGAUUCGUGAUCAAGAAGGGGUUUAAAGGGUGUUUGCCAGUUGGGAAUACGUUGAUGGAUGCUUAUGCUAAGUGUGGGGAGAUAGGUGGGUCUAGGAAAGUGUUUGAUGGGAUGGAGGAGAGUGAUGUUUGUUCUUGGAACUCUUUGAUUGCUAUAUAUGCACGCGAUGGAUUGUCGGCUGAGGCUUUAAGUGUGUUUAGUGAUAUGGUGAAGAGAGGUGAGGUAAGAUAUAAUGCUGUCACGUUAUCUGCGGUGUUGUUAGCUUGUGCUAGUUCCGGAGCUCUGCAGAUAGGGAAAUGCAUACAUGAUCAGGUUGUCAAGAUGGAAUUGGAGGAUAACGUGUUUGUAGGCACUUGUAUAGUUGAUAUGUACUGCAAAUGUGGGAGAGUUGAGAUGGCAAGGAAGGCAUUUGAUCGCAUGAAAAACAAAAAUGUUAAGUCGUGGAGUGUUAUGGUUGCUGGUUAUGGAAUGCAUGGACGUGGAAAAGAGGCUAUGGAAGUCUUCUACAAGAUGAUAAGGUCUGGAGUCAAACCAAAUUACAUUACUUUUGUGUCAGUUUUAGCUGCUUGCAGUCAUGCUGGCCUGUUGAAAGAAGGGUGGAGUUGGUUUAAUAGAAUGAAACGUGAAUUUGAUGUUGAACCUGGGAUAGAGCAUUAUUCGUGCGUGGUUGAUCUCCUUGGGCGAGCUGGCUAUCUUAAAGAAGCUUAUGGUUUGAUCCAGGAAAUGAAGGUGAGACCUGAUUUUAUAGUUUGGGGUUCCCUUCUUGGGGCUUGUAGGAUUCACAAGAACGUUGAACUAGGGGAGAUUGCUGCAAGAGAACUGUUUGAGUUAGAUCCAAGUAAUUGUGGAUACUAUGUACUACUCUCCAAUAUUUAUGCUGAUGCUGGAAGGUGGGUUGAUGUGGAGAGGAUGAGAAUAUUAAUGAAGAAUCAUGGAAUUCUUAAAACUCCUGGAUAUAGUAUAGUUGAAGAUAAAGGUAGGAUACAUGUAUUUUUAGUUGGAGAUAAGGAGCAUCCACAACAUGAGAAGAUCUAUGAGUAUUUGGACGAAUUAAAUGUCAAGCUGCAAGAACUUGGCUAUAUGCCAAAUGUAACAUCAGUGCUCCAUGAUGUCGAUGAGGAAGAGAAAGGAAUGGUUCUAAGAGUUCACAGCGAGAAACUAGCUGUUGCCUUUGGAAUCAUGAAUUCAGUUCCUGGGUCAGUCAUCCAUAUUAUAAAAAAUCUUAGAAUUUGUGGGGACUGCCACAUUGCAAUUAAAUUGAUUUCCAAAAUAGUAAAUCGAGAAAUUGUUAUCAGAGAUUCAAAGCGAUUUCAUCAUUUCAAGGAUGGGGUGUGUUCUUGUGGAGACUAUUGGUGA
Messenger RNA from Lathyrus sativus (Indian pea), 2019 nucleotides. The record is from the annotation of a GenBank genome assembly. NCBI's taxonomy places the organism in Eukaryota, Viridiplantae, Streptophyta, Magnoliopsida, Fabales, Fabaceae.